AUGUCGGGAUACGAUGAUGAGCUGAUGAAGAAGUUCGCGAUACGACACGAGGAUAAUGUCCAAGCCAUGGAGGGAUUCACCUUUGCUACUCUAGCUCUCGGUGGCAUUUUCAUUCUCUUCCAUCUUUCCAAAACGGCAUACCGUGGAUUUCGUCGCUGGCAAGGUGGCAGCCCGGGCCUGGCCCUCGUGUCGUCGCCCGUGAGAAUGAUUCGACAAGUUUCGAUUUACUCGGUUCCAUUAUUUCCCUCGGCCGGACAUCUCUUUGUCGUCGUCACCUACAUUGCCCUCAACGUCGUCUUCCUCUUUGCCUACAUGGAUAACAACAACUUCGGCUUCGUAACCAACAUUGCGUCCAGGACUGGCUGGCUUGCCCUGGCCAACAUGAUCUUUUCCGUCUUCCUGGCGCUGAAGAAUACCCCAUUGGCGUUCCUGACAGCCUGGUCCUACGAACGCCUCAACAUCUUGCACCGAUACUCUGGCAUGUUCGCUGUAUUGCACAUGAUCAUCCAUGCUUGCACCUACUCGGCCUACUUUGCUGGCCAGGGAAGACCUCAGUUGCUUACCAUGCAGACCAGCAUUUACGGCAUCAUCGCUGGGUCCUCGUUUUUUCUGCUUGGACUGAGUGGCGUCGUCCUGCGUCCAUGGUGGUAUGAACUCUUCUACUACGUUCACAUCGUCUUCUUUGUUCUUGCUAUUGUCAUGACCGGCAUGCAUCAGCCCUCGAUUGUUGACGGCUUCCUCAUCAUUACCAUUAUUACUGGUGCCAUGUGGGCGCUCGAUAGACUCAUCCGCCUCGCCAGACUUGUCUUCUACAGCGUCAACAACCAUGUUACUCUGACACCACUUCCUCAUGGCGGUACCCGAGUAACGCUUGCCAAGGCACCUCUCGGAGCGCUCUCUGGAAAGCAUUGCUUCCUAUGGAUUCCUGCCAUUCGCUCCUUUGAGACGCAUCCUUUCACCAUUUCUGCCAUGAAUCCUCUCGAGUUUGUUGUGACGGCGCAUGAUGGCUUCACAAAGGAUCUGCAUGAUCUUGCUGUUUCCCAGCCUGGUGUCCAGUUUGGAGCAUCUGUCGAGGGCAGCUACGGUACCUUUCCGAAGCCAUCCAGCUUUGACCAUGUUGUCCUGAUUGCUGGCGGUACUGGUGCAAGUUUCACUUUCGGCGCUGCUUUCAAUGCGCUAAAGCAUCUGAGCGGAAGGAGGGACACCAAAAUCAUGUUUGUCUGGACUGUUCGUCAUCGGUCUAUCCUGAACUGGUACGCAAGCCACCUUCAGACUUUGAGCCAAGACAGCCGAGUCUCUGUCCACGUUUUCGUUACCAAGGGUAGGGAACCUACGGAACUCAGCGAAUUCUCCAGGACAGACUCCGAAAAGGCGGCCCCCAUGAUGUCCGCUUCCUCAAGCAUGGCUGGGGACGCCGAAAAGGACGUCACCACUGUCACAGGCUUGGACAUGGACAGCUUCUCCGGCAUCCCGAUUACGUGGAAGCGUCCUGAUGUGCCAGGUAUGAUUCGCGGCGUUGUCUCAGGGGCCACCAGAGGGCAAAGCGUUUUGGUUAUGGGCUGCGGACCAAGCACUCUGAUGCGGCAAGUUCGCAACACCGCGGCGGGAUGCAUCUGGUCAGACGGUCCUACCGUAGAACUACACUGUGAGGAGUUUGGGUGGUAA
Molecule: messenger RNA, 1665 nt
Organism: Cordyceps fumosorosea ARSEF 2679
Lineage: Eukaryota; Fungi; Ascomycota; Sordariomycetes; Hypocreales; Cordycipitaceae
Product: Ferric reductase-like transmembrane component
Exons: 4
Coding region: 1-1665 (554 amino acids)
Biological process (GO): copper ion import; iron ion transport; intracellular iron ion homeostasis
Cellular component (GO): plasma membrane
Molecular function (GO): ferric-chelate reductase activity
Source: RefSeq, a predicted model, not a curated record